AUGUUUUGCCGAAUUGCGUCACUGCAAUUCUCUGUGGUUUUAUGCUCGCUGGCUGCUGUGUCGGCUAUGCGGCUGGACACGCUGAGCUUUAAGCAGCCAUACGAAAUAGUGGAUUCGAAAGGUGAUCGUCAGAUCUCGGAUAAUUUUGUAGUUGGUGGCACAACAGAGGUUAUGAAGAAUUUUAUUCGCCUUACGCCUGAUCGACAGAGCAAGCGUGGACACAUUUGGAGCAAGAGCAUGAUCAAUCGAAAUGAAUUUUCGACUGUUGUUACUUAUCGUAUCCAUGGACAAGGUAAAAAGUGGUUUGGCGAUGGUAUUGGCCUCUGGUUUACGCUCGAACCUCAGUGGAAAAACGGCGAAAACCAUGGCUUUACUGAUGCAUACACGGGAUUUGGUAUUGUGCUUGACACAUUCCAUAAUGUUGAACAUCGCGGUGGUCACAAGGAUGUAACAAUCCAAAUUAACGACGGUACAAAGCGCAUAGACGAUCACAACGAUGAGGAUAAAAUUGGCUGCGAUGCUGCCUUCCGCUACCAUUCCUCUAGUGCUACAUUUGAUCCAGUCUUCAGCUCGUCGCGCAUUCGUAUAAUGAUUAAGGGGAACGCAUUGGAGGUUCAAAUGGAUUUAAACAACACAUCUACGUGGAAUGAUUGCUACAAGGGCAAUCUCCCGUUUCAAAGCGACUGGCUUAACCACGCAACAUUUGGAAUCUCGGCUUCCACGGGUGCUUUGGCUGACAAUCACGAUAUUUUGCAAGUGCAGUCAUUCGAUAGCGUCGACGAUGACGGGUUGGAGUUUGCCGAUAGGGAUACAGAGAUGCACAACUAUUCCAAAAACUUUAUGACCCUUUUAGACGAUGAUCAUAUGUGUGAUCAAUCGUGCAAGGUGACAAUUCUGGAAAAGUUUGUGUCGAACUUUCAGAUCGAGACGGAACAUUGGCUUGAGAUGCUACGUGAGCAGACGGAAAAUACAAUUAACAAGCUUAAGGAAAAGGAGCGUUUGAAUCAUAAAAAAAUUCAGCAACUGACAGACCGUAUGACAACCAUGAUGGAGAACAAAAUUGGCCAAAAGAUGGCGGAUGUGCGUUCCAAUGUCAACAAUCAAAUUGCUGCGGAGAUUGAAGGUGAACUCUUGGUAGCGAGCUCCAGUUGGCGCUUGCCAUUCUUCAUUAUGCUCGUAAGCAUCGCAAUUGGUGUUGGCGUCGCCUACCAGAAGUACCGCAAACUUGUUAAAAGUCAUCUUUUUUAA
Messenger RNA from Plasmopara halstedii, 1248 nucleotides. RefSeq lists its product as hypothetical. The transcript has a single exon. Gene Ontology annotation, molecular function: D-mannose binding. Gene Ontology annotation, biological process: endoplasmic reticulum to Golgi vesicle-mediated transport; Golgi organization; endoplasmic reticulum organization. Gene Ontology annotation, cellular component: Golgi membrane; COPII-coated ER to Golgi transport vesicle; endoplasmic reticulum-Golgi intermediate compartment. The record is from RefSeq and is a predicted model, not a curated record. The coding region runs from base 1 to 1248 and encodes 415 amino acids. NCBI's taxonomy places the organism in Eukaryota, Oomycota, Peronosporomycetes, Peronosporales, Peronosporaceae.